Molecule: messenger RNA, 2001 nt
Organism: Antrostomus carolinensis (chuck-will's-widow)
Lineage: Eukaryota; Metazoa; Chordata; Aves; Caprimulgiformes; Caprimulgidae
Product: transmembrane protein 132D
Exons: 5
Coding region: 190-2001 (603 amino acids)
Source: RefSeq, a predicted model, not a curated record
UAGGAAGCAGAGAUUCUGAAUACAGCUAUUCUCACUGGGAAAACAGUGGCUGUCCCUGUCAAAGUGAUCUCUGUGGAAGAUGAUGGGACUGUGACUGAUCUUCUGGAAUCUGUAGAGUGCAGAUCAUCAGAUGAAGAUGUCAUUAAGGUUUCUGACAGAUGUGACUAUGUCUUUGUCAAUGGGAAGGAAAUGAAAGGCAAAGUGAAUGUCAUAGUUAAUUUUACUUACCAGCAUCUGAGUGCCCCUUUAGAAAUGACAGUCUGGGUUCCUCGUCUCCCACUGCAAAUAGAGGUCUCUGACACAGAACUAAAUCAGAUCAAGGGGUGGAGAGUCCCCAUCAUCUCUAAUAAGAGACCAGCCAGGGACAGUGAUGAUGAAGAAGAGGAUGAACGUAAGGGAAGAGGCUGCACCCUUCAGUACCAACAUGCAACAGUGCGAGUCCUCACGCAGUUUGUAGCUGAAGCCUCAGACCCCAGUGGCCAGCUGAGCUAUUUGCUGGGUUCUGACUGGCAGAUUGACAUCACCGACCUGGUGAGUGACUUCAUGCAGGUGGAGGAGCCAAGAAUUGCCAAGCUACAAGAUGGACAGGUUUUGAUUGGGCAAGAGCUUGGAAUGACAACAAUUCAGAUAUUGUCCCCUCUUUCGGAUGCUAUCUUGGCUGAAAAGACAGUGACAGUUCUGGAUGAGAAGGUGACAAUAACUGACCUGGGAGUGCAGCUCGUCACUGGGUUGUCGCUUUCUCUGCAGCUUAGUCCAGGAAGCAAUAAGGCCAUCUUUGCUACAGCAGUAGCACAAGAGCUACUCCAAUCUCCAAAACAGGAAGCAGCCAUCAGCUGCUGGAUCCAGUUCAGUGAUGGAUCUGUCAUGCCCCUGGAUAUUUAUGACUCCAAAGACUUCUCCUUGUCAGCCACAUCUCUGGAUGAGAAGGUGGUCUCCAUUCACCAUGACCCCAAAUUCAAGUGGCCUGUGAUUGCUGCUGAAACAGAGGGCCAGGGGACACUGGUGAAGGUAGAGAUGGUGAUCAGUGAAUCAUGCCAGAAAUCCAAAAGAAAGAGCAUCCUAGCUGUUGGAAGUGGUAGCAUUAAGGUCAAGUUUGGGCAGAGCGAUGCCAACCCUAACACCAGUGACAGUAAACACAGAGGUGCUGGCGUACACCUAGAAAAUCAUGCCAGUGACCGGCGUCAGAAAACCACUUUGCAUGAAAGAGCUGGACUAGAUGGCCAGUAUUACAGCUCCUCAAUGGGCCAUGAGCAAGGCAAAGGGACCACUACUCAAAGGUCUAUCUUAAGUAAAAAAGAAGACAGAGAAAGUCUCCUGGAUGAUGACAGUCAUCUGCAGAACAUCCCAAUAGACUUCACGAGCUUCCCUGCACAGGUGGAUCUGCCAAGAAACAACGGAGACUUGGAAGAGAAUGACUUAGUCCAGACCCCCAGGGGACUCAGCGAUCUGGAGAUAGGAAUGUAUGCUCUUCUGGGAGUCUUUUGCUUGGCAAUUCUGGUUUUCCUUAUCAAUUGUGUCACUUUUGCUUUGAAGUACAGAAACAAACAAGUUCCCUUUGAAGAGCAAGAAGGCAUGAGCCACUCUCAUGACUGGGUUGGACUGACCAACAGGACAGAACUUCUGGAGAAUCACAUAAAUUUCUCAUCCCAGCAAGAUGAACAUAUCACAGCCAUUGACAGAGGAGUGGACUGUGAAGAGAGCAAAUAUCUCCUCAACUCAAAUGCCGCCAAAAAUAUUAAUGGACAGUCUUUCAGGUCUGCUGAGUCCACAUUCACUGAAGGUAAAGAACAGAAAAGUGAACCAACUACUUCUCCUACCUCUAAGAGGAAACGGGUUAAAUUCACCACCUUUACCACCAUCUCCUCUGAUGAUGGGUGUCCAACUGUCAACUCAAUCUUGAUGAGCAGCGAGGAUGACAUUAAAUGGGUCUGCCAGGAUAUGGACCUGGGGGAAAGCAAAGAACUUAAAAACUAUAUGGAGAGAUUACAUGAAAAUGUGUAA